GUGGACUGUGUAAAUGGGGCUUUUAUAUUUGGCAAUGCAAUGACUUCUUCACUCCUUGUCGUAAAAUUUUCUCAAGCUAGUGGAAUUUAUGGUGCUGUAAAGUCAAGGUCAAGAUUUGAUCAUUAUAAAUCAAUUAUAAAUUUUAAUUUCCGAGAACCACAAAUUUUCCUAAAAUCUAAUCCGGAUUAUAAAGAAACUUGCUUGGAUAAAGGUGCACGUUUAGAAGGUGAAAAUAUUGUUCAAAUGGAGCCUGUAAAGAAGAGUGGAUGUUCAAUACUAUUAUAUAAGCUUUUAGAUUUCAUUCCAUUUUUGAAAAAUUCUCGCUCAGUUAAUCCUACAGAAUGGCAUGGACUUCCUAGAUAUCCUUAUGUACCAUAUGAUGAAUAUGCAAAAGUAUCAACAGUGCUAGAUUGUCUUUUGAUGGAGAUGACUUAUUAUGCUGAUGUUGCUGGUAGGGUUCCUCAAAUGCCAUUACCAAAUGCAGAUGACAUAGAUAUUGGUAAUG
Molecule: messenger RNA, 505 nt
Organism: Racocetra persica
Lineage: Eukaryota; Fungi; Glomeromycota; Glomeromycetes; Diversisporales; Gigasporaceae
Source: the annotation of a GenBank genome assembly